AUGGCGACCCCAAACAAUGACCCUUCUUUGGGAAGAGACUCCAUCGAUAUCAAAUUCGAGACCGAGAGUGCAGCCACUGUCUUGGGCGAAGAAACACCCAUGAAGACUAGCACUAAGGGUAGCCCCGCAUCGAGCCAACACAAUUCCGACUGGGCUCUAUUAUCAAAGGUCCAACAACAACAUGAGCGGGAUCUAGCUUCAGGUUUCAAGCGACAGGAGCUGGGUGUUACUUGGCAAAAUGUCAAUGUGGACGUGAUCAGUGCCGAUGCCGCAGUCAACGAAAAUGUCUUAUCGCAAUUCAAUAUUCCUAUGCAUAUCAAGGAAUCACGCAACAAACCACCCCUCCGUACAAUCCUUCACAACAGUCAUGGUUGCGUCAAGCCCGGCGAAAUGCUGCUUGUUCUGGGCCGUCCCGGCUCCGGCUGUACCACUCUUCUGAAAAUGCUUGCGAACCGCCGAGGAGGAUACAAGUCAGUGGAAGGAGAUGUUCGAUUCGGAUCAUUGACCUCCGACGAGGCAAGCAAGUACCGUGGUCAAAUUAUCAUGAACACCGAGGAGGAACUUUUCUUUCCUACUUUGACCGUUGGUCAGACCAUGGACUUUGCAACCCGCCUCAAGGUUCCUUUCAAGCUCCCUAAUGGUGUCGAAUCCGCCGAGUCUUACAGCGAAGAUUCCAAGAAUUUCCUGCUUCAGUCCAUGGGUAUCGAACACACUGCAGAUACCAAGGUUGGCAAUGAGUUCGUCCGUGGUGUCUCCGGUGGUGAGCGCAAGCGUGUCUCUAUCAUUGAGUGCAUGGCUACCCGUGGGUCUGUCUUCUGUUGGGACAACAGUACUCGUGGUCUUGACGCUAGCACAGCUCUCGAGUGGACUAAGGGCAUUCGUGCCAUGACAGAUACACUGGGUCUCUCGACCAUCGUCACAUUGUACCAAGCUGGUAACGGAAUUUACGAACUGUUCGACAAGGUCUUGGUUCUCGACGAGGGUGAACAGGUCUACUACGGACCUCGCGCUGAGGCGCGGCCUUUCAUGGAAGACGCCGGUUUCAUUUGCCGUGAGGGCUCCAACGUCGCUGACUUCCUCACUGGUGUCACCGUGCCAACCGAGCGCCGCAUUCGAGAAGGUUGGGAGAAUCGAUUCCCACGCAGCAAGGACGUUCUACGGAAGUCGUAUGAGGAGUCGUCUAUUUACACGCAGAUGAUUUCUGAGUAUGACUAUCCCAAUUCCGACGGUGCUCGUGAACGGACUCAGGACUUCAAAGACGGCGUUGGCUACGAAACUUCCAACCAGCUUCCGAAGGGCAGUCCCUUCACGGUCAGCUUCACUGAGCAGGUCAAAGCCUGUAUCGUUCGGCAGUAUCAGAUCCUUUGGGGAGAUAAAGCAACAUUCAUAAUUAAGCAGGUCGCAACCUUGUUGCAAGCUUUGAUUGCUGGAUCGCUUUUCUACAGCGCCCCUGAUAAUUCCAGUGGUCUUUUUGUCAAGUCCGGUGCCCUGUUCUUCUCUCUCCUCUAUAACAGUUUGCUUGCCAUGUCAGAGGUCACGGAUUCGUUCAAUGGUCGCCCGGUCCUGAUCAAGCAUAAGGGCUUCGCCUACUUCCACCCUGCUGCCUUCUGCCUCGCUCAAAUCACCGCCGAUAUCCCCGUCUUGUUAUUCCAAAUCAGCAUGUUCUCACUGGUUGUUUACUUCAUGGUUGGCUUAAGCAUGUCUGCUGGCGCUUUCUUCACUUAUUGGGUUGUCGUAUUUUCAAGUGCUAUGACUAUGACUGCCUUGUUCCGAGCUGUUGGUGCUCUCUUCACUACCUUUGAUGGAGCUUCUAAAGUUUCCGGAUUUUUGAUUUCCGCCCUAAUCAUGUACACCGGUUACAUGAUUCAGAAACCCGAGAUGCAUCCCUGGCUUGGAUGGAUAUUCUGGAUUGAUCCUCUGGCCUACGGCUUUGAAGCUCUUCUGUCCAACGAAUUCUUUGGCAAGACAAUCCCUUGCGUGAAUAACAACUUAAUCCCGUUCGGUCCUGGAUAUACCGAUUCUCAAUACCAGUCUUGCGCUGGUGUCGGUGGAGCAAAGCCAGGUGCCACCGUCGUCGCUGGAGAUGAUUAUCUCGCCUCCCUAUCCUACAGCCACUCUCAUCUCUGGAGAAACUUCGGUAUUAACUGGGCCUGGUGGGCUCUCUUCGUCGUCGCCACAAUUUUUGCUACUUCUAGAUGGCAAUCUGCAGCCGAGAGUGGAAGCUGUCUCGUCAUUCCUCGCGAGCGUCUGGACAAACAUCGCCAGAGCUCUAAGCUCGACGAGGAGUCUCAGGUUGUGGAAAAGUCCAAGCCCUCCGAGAACGACGCUCAUGACGACUCUGACCGUAUCGAGAACCAGCUUGUCCGUAACACUUCCGUCUUCACCUGGAAGAACCUCAGCUACACUGUCAAGACACCUUCUGGUGAUCGCACUUUGCUAGACAAUGUCUAUGGAUGGGUCAAGCCCGGUAUGCUGGGUGCUCUUAUGGGUUCUUCUGGUGCUGGGAAGACCACUUUGCUCGAUGUUCUGGCACAGCGCAAGACUGAGGGUACCAUCCAUGGUUCUAUCAUGGUUGAUGGUCGUGAUUUGCCUGUUUCAUUCCAGCGUUCCGCUGGGUACUGUGAGCAGCUUGAUGUCCUCGAGCCCUUUGCUACAGUUCGUGAAUCGUUGGAAUUUUCCGCAUUGCUGCGACAGUCUAAGGAAACUCCUCGCGAAGAGAAGCUGAAGUACGUCGACACUAUCAUUGACUUGCUGGAGCUUCAUGAUCUCGCUGAUACUCUCGUUGGCCAAAUUGGUGCUGGUUUGAGCGUUGAGCAGCGCAAGCGUGUGACUAUUGGUGUUGAGUUGGUGUCUAAGCCUAGCAUUCUCAUUUUCCUGGACGAGCCCACAUCUGGUCUCGAUGGUCAAUCUGCUUACAAUACCGUGCGAUUCCUUCGCAAGCUGGCCGAUGUUGGUCAAGCUGUCCUGGUCACGAUUCAUCAACCCUCCGCCCAGUUGUUCGCCGAAUUCGAUACGCUCCUCUUGCUUGCUAAGGGCGGUAAGACUGUGUACUUCGGAGACAUCGGCGACAAUGGAGACACUGUCAAGAACUACUUCAACCGCUAUGGCGCACCAUGCCCUAUGAACACGAACCCUGCUGAGCACAUGAUCGAUGUCGUCUCCGGUCAAUUGAGUCAAGGCAGGGACUGGAACAAGGUCUGGCUUGAGUCCCCUGAGCACGAAAAAUCCUUCAAGGAGCUCGACAACAUCAUCGAGACCGCCGCUGCUGCACCCCCUGGAACCUUCGACGAUGGCUUCGAAUUCGCUACCUCACUCUGGGUCCAGACCAAGCUGGUAACCACCCGCAUGAGCACAGCUCUCUACCGCAACACAGACUACAUCAACAACAAGAUGGCUCUGCACAUCGGUUCAGCUCUCUUCAACGGAUUCUCCUUCUGGAUGAUCGGUGACAGUGUCAGCAGCAUGCAGCUCCGUCUUUUCACAAUUUUCAACUUCAUCUUCGUCGCCCCCGGUGUCCUCGCCCAACUGCAGCCCUUGUUCAUUGAGCGCCGCUCCAUUUACGAACAGCGUGAGAAGAAAUCUAAGAUGUACUCAUGGGUUGCAUUCGUUACCGCACUCGUCGUCUCAGAGCUUCCCUACCUCUGCAUCUGUGCAGUUCUCUACUUCGCCUGUUGGUACUACACGGUCGGCUUCCCCCACGCAUCCGACAAAGCCGGCCCAACCUUCCUCAUCAUGCUCCUCUACGAGUUCGUCUACACUGGUAUCGGUCAAUUCGUCGCUGCCUACGCUCCCAACGCUACCUUCGCUGCCCUGGUCAACCCCCUCAUCAUCGGUACACUGGUCUCCUUCUGUGGUGUCCUGGUUCCAUACGCCCAGAUCACAGCUUUCUGGCGAUACUGGAUGUACUACCUUAACCCAUUCAACUAUCUGAUGGGUGGUAUGUUGGUUUUCAAUGUUUGGGACACCCCAGUGAAUUGCAAGGAGAGCGAAUUCGCCAUCUUCAAUACCCCUAACAACGUCACAUGUGCUGAGUACUUGAAGGAGUACAUGAUGACUAUCGGGGCAAACAUGAACCUGGUGAACCCCACCGCGACUGAAAGCUGCAAGGUCUGCGAAUACCACCAUGGUAGCGACUAUCUCAAGACUUUGAACUUGAAAGAGUACUACUACGGCUGGCGAGAUAUUGGUAUCGUGGCCAUUUUCGCCGUGAGCUCGUACGCUCUUGUUUACUUGUUGAUGAAGUUGCGAACCAAGGCCUCAAAGAAGGCCGAGUAA
This is a messenger RNA of Penicillium angulare, 4275 nucleotides long. RefSeq names its product putative ABC multidrug transporter. Gene Ontology annotation, biological process: transmembrane transport. Gene Ontology annotation, cellular component: membrane. NCBI's taxonomy places the organism in Eukaryota, Fungi, Ascomycota, Eurotiomycetes, Eurotiales, Aspergillaceae. The record is from RefSeq and is a predicted model, not a curated record. Bases 1 to 4275 code for a protein of 1424 amino acids. Gene Ontology annotation, molecular function: ATP hydrolysis activity; ATP binding; ABC-type transporter activity. The transcript is spliced from 2 exons.